Messenger RNA from Brassica napus (rape), 2828 nucleotides. RefSeq lists its product as uncharacterized. The transcript has a single exon. Bases 623 to 2452 code for a protein of 609 amino acids. The record is from RefSeq and is a predicted model, not a curated record. Lineage: Eukaryota; Viridiplantae; Streptophyta; Magnoliopsida; Brassicales; Brassicaceae.
GGCAACAGGAGAUAGAUUGCUGCAGUGGAACCCUCAGGCAAAUGCUCAGUGCUUGCUCUGCAAUGCUGCUGCUGAGUCCCAGAAUCAUCUAUAUUUCACCUGUCCUUUUUUAGAGGUCAUUUGGAGAGACCUCACUAAGAAACUUUUGAGGCAGAGCUACUCAAACAUUUGGGGUCAGGUUCUUGCUUUGCUAUCUACAAAUACUAUCUCAGGAGAUACCAAGUUUCUUCUGCGAUAUGUUUUCCAACUCUCUGUGCAUACUAUUUGGCUUGAGCGAAACGGAAGAAGGCAUGGCACGGUCAAUCGUCCCCCAAGUCUUCUUAUCAAGUUCAUCGACAAGCAAGUACGGAACCGAAUCAGUUCUUUACGUGGACGAGGAGGAACAACUUUCAACAAAACAAUGGUGGUCUGGUUUUCUACUAGAGACUAGGCUGCUGUGAUUUAUGAAUGUUUCAAAAAACUAUCUCUCGUAUUAGACUAAAGUUGCACUAGUUGUACAAAAGCCUUUUUUGAUUUGAAUAAAUUUAACAUUCUUUCAAAAAAAAAAAAAAAAAAAAAGUAUAUUUAUAUUGGGUGGUCGCCAAUUUUCAGAAACGUCUAUCAAACCCAAAGCAGAAAAGAGAUGGGAGAUUUCAAGUAUCUGCCAAUUGAUGGAUACAAAAAAAGAUGUCCAUUGUCUCAUCCGACUCAUCCUCACCUUCUUUCCCCUCUAGCCAACCAAAACCCUAAAUCCAUCUGCUUCGUAUGCGGGAAACAAAAACACUACACCGAUCCAGGUUUCCAUUACCAUUGCACCAUCUGCCAUGUGGAUUUCCACAGUUACUGUUUCAAAUUGCCUAGAAAAAUAACACAUCCUUUUCACCUCCAACACCCUCUCUUUAUCACCUUUGGAAAGCAUGAAAACAUCUUCGACGGCAGCAAUAUUAUAACGGAUGAAAUAGGCUCCGGAGAUGCCAUUCUCAACCCUAUCUUCAGCACAUUGGAUCCUGGUAAGUCUGCAUGGGGUAGUAUAUACGAUAAUUGCACUUGGUGUGGGAAUUAUAUACCAUCAUCAUUACCGAAUCCGAGCAGCACAGUUUUCUAUCGAUGUUCUAUUUGUAACUUCUGCUUGGAUACCUCUUGUGCGCGAAACAACCCACCUCUUACUAUUGAAAACCCAAAAGGCCAUCAUCAUUCACUCGUCUUCUUCCCUCGACCACUUUUACUUCCUUGUGAUGCUUGUGGGUUGGUCGAUAGAUCAGCACCAAGUUAUGCUUGUUUCCAAUGUAAUUAUAUGGUCCAUCAACUUUGUGUUGAUUUACCACGUGUCAUAAAGAUCACACGUCAUUCUCAUCGUCUAUCUUAUUCUCCUUACCUUCUUCCACCCCCAAAUUCAUUAUGUCGGAUCUGCUACAAGACAGUCGACAUUAAAUAUGGUCAGUAUUCUUGUAAAGACGAGGAUUGCUCUUACAUACUCCAUUCUAAGUGUGCAACACAUGUGAUGGUAUGGGACGGGAAGGAACUCGAAUGGGAACCUGAAGAAGUUGUAACUGAAGAUAUUGCACCAUUCAAAAAUGUAGGUGACGGAUUGAUAGAACAUUUUGGUCAUGAACAUCAUUUAAAGCUCGAGAAGUAUGAUAGUAUACGAGAUGCAAAGAAGCAAUGUCAAGCGUGCGUCCUUCCUAUUGUCUUGCAUGAUUUCUACAAUUGUAUACAGUGUGAUUAUUUUCUCCACAUAGUGUGUGCUGGUCUACCAAGGAAACUGGAUCAUGCAUUGCAUAAUCAUUCUAUUUUCCUCGACCCGUUUCCUCCACCCAACGAUAGUGACUUUAACCACCUACAAUGUUCAGCUUGUUCUCGGACAUCCAGUGGUUUCAAGUACAAGUGCUACGAAAAGGAUUGCAAGAUUCAUUGGUUUAAGAUAGAUGUGACCUGCUGUCUAGUUCCUGAGUACAGCACCCAAAAAUUCCAUGAAGAUCCCAUAUUCAUCGCCCCAUACAAUUACGACCACGAAAUAUAUCCUUGCAAUGGUUGUAAGAGACGUCUUACGAAGACUCGUCUACAGUGUACUCUCUGCGAAUUUUCUAUUUGCUAUGAAUGCGCUACGAUCCCCGAAGAGUUGCACUAUAAACACGAUGAACAUCCUCUCACUCUUUGCUAUGGAGAAGACACGGAUGGAAAGUAUUGGUGCGAAGAAUGUGAGAAGCAAGUGAAUCCGUCGGAAUGGUUCUACACGUGCAACAAAUGUUGCAUCACUAUCCAUAGGACUUGCCUAUUCGGAUUCUACGUUUAUCUGAAGCCUGGUCACACAUUAAAAUAUAAUCGUGCUACCACGGUGGAAGUUCUUGGCAAUAGUAUUAGUACUCGACCUAUUUGCAGUCGGUGUGAGGAACGUUGUCGUGGUUUCACUUACUUCAAAGUCGACUUGAAGACUCUUUGUUCUUGGUGUGUUUUUGCACCCCCUAAAAGAUAAAGGGACCGGCAAACAUGAUUGUGUUUUCUUUCGUUUUUCUAAUUUCCUCUGUUUUGUAUCAUCUCAUAGUCCGGUAUGGACACUGUUUAGGACGGUUCUCCUAUUCUUCUUGCGACCAAGAAGAAUAAAAUAAUUAAAAAAAUACUCCAUUUGGAUUUAAAUGUAUGAUGUUAAAGGUUUUACACACAUAUUAAAAAACAAUAAAUAUACUAUUUUAAUUAUUACCUUUUGGUUAUAUCAAUAAAGUUUUAUCACUCAUAAUUUUACUUUUUAAUUUAUAUCUAAAUUUUAAAAAUAAAUGUAUUAAUUAUAUCUCAAAACAUCAUAUAUUUGUAUACAAAAUAAAAUGAUAGAACAUCAUGCAUUCGUAUCCGGA